AUGAAGGGAGACAAGGACUUAAUGAAAGAUGACGGCGUGGUAGUCGAGGCAUUCGGCGAUGCCGACUACGCUGCAGACAAGAGGGACCGGAAGUCGGUUAGCGGUGUUGUGUUCAUGGUGGGCGGCAUGAUUGUAGGCUGA
Peronospora matthiolae is the source of this 141-nucleotide messenger RNA. Lineage: Eukaryota; Oomycota; Peronosporomycetes; Peronosporales; Peronosporaceae. The record is from the annotation of a GenBank genome assembly.